GAUAUAAUGUGUUAUAGCGGACCAAGGAUGACAAAGACAAUAGGAUACCGAGACUGGAGAUGGCUUGCGCUUUGGUGGCAUCAUUUCUUUCUUUUGUGGAGUACAAUAAACGGACAGACUCGUUAUAGCAUCCCGGAGGAACUGAAACAGGGCUCUGUGGUAGGAAAUCUAGCCAAAGAUCUUGGUUUGGGAUUAUCAGACAUUUUUGACCGUAAAAUGCAUGUCGCCUCUGAGGCUGGUAAGCAGUAUUUCAGUGUGGAUGCGGGGAAGGGCGAGCUGGUGGUGAAUGACAGAAUAGACAGAGAGACUCUAUGUGGACAAAGCGCCAGCUGUGUUCUACCUCUGCAAGUAGUUGUUGAAAAUCCUUUGCGGUCUCAUCGAAUUGAAGUGGAAAUAAGAGACAUAAAUGACAAUUCUCCUAGUUUCCUUACACAGGAAAUUAAUCUUAAAAUACCUGAAUCAGUUGCACUAGGCAAACGUUUUCCGUUGGAGAGCGCGGAGGACCCUGACGUUGGAAGCAAUUCUUUGAAAACGUACUCACUGAGCAAAAACGAAUAUUUUUCUCUAAAAUUUAAAGACACAAAAAAUGUUAACGCUGUCCCAGAAUUGGUGUUAGAAAAGCCAUUAGACCGAGAAAAGAAUGCUCUCCAUCAACUGCUGUUGACAGCGUUAGAUGGGGGAAACCCAGUCAAAUCGGGAACCUGUAAGAUUAUUGUUAACGUACUUGAUACCAACGACAAUUUUCCAAUAUUUAACGAAAAUGAGUACAAAGUGUCUUUAAAGGAGAACAGCACCAAAGGAACGUUUGUAAUCAAACUAACAGCUACAGAUGCCGAUGACGGUCUUAAUGGUGAAGUUACAUAUUAUUUUGGAUCCCGCACUCCAGACUCUGUGUUAUCAACGUUUGAAAUCAAUGAUAUAACAGGACAAAUAGUAUUAAAGGGAGAACUAGAUUACGAGAGUUCUAAAUCAUACCUUAUCGAUAUCACUGCUAAAGACAAAGGGGCUCCGGAAAUGGAGGGUAACUGUCGUGUACAACUGGACGUAGAGGAUAUAAAUGACAAUGCUCCAGAAAUUGUACUAACUUCAAAACCCAGUCCUGUACGUGAAGACGCACCAAGUGGCACAGUAGUGGCUUUGAUCAGUGCACGAGACCUUGACUCCGCUGAUAACGGUAAAGUGACGUUACAGCUUCCCACACGGUCUCCUUUCACUCUCAAACCAUCGUUCUCUAAUAAUUACGAACUGGUUACUAGUGGUCCUUUAGACCGAGAGAGGUUCUCAGAGUAUACUAUUGAGAUAACAGCCACCGAUUCAGGCUCUCCUCCUCUAUCCAGUAAGAAAAUCAUACCUGUCAGCAUCACUGAUGUGAAUGACAACCCCCCUAUAUUUACUCAGACCUCCUAUAAUGUGUAUUUAAAAGAGAAUGGGGUACCAGGCUCUAUACUGUACUCAGUAUCAGCAUCUGAUCUGGACUUUGGUGAAAACGCCAAAGUCUCUUACUCUAUACUGGACUCUAAAGUGCAGGACGUUUCUGUCUCAUCUUAUGUUUACAUUAACUCA
Messenger RNA from Anarrhichthys ocellatus (wolf-eel), 1563 nucleotides. RefSeq names its product protocadherin gamma-C5-like. The record is from RefSeq and is a predicted model, not a curated record. The transcript has a single exon. Gene Ontology annotation, molecular function: calcium ion binding. Gene Ontology annotation, cellular component: plasma membrane. The annotation marks the transcript as partial. Lineage: Eukaryota; Metazoa; Chordata; Actinopteri; Perciformes; Anarhichadidae. Gene Ontology annotation, biological process: homophilic cell-cell adhesion.